AGAGGAACUUCCGGCAACGAAGUGAAGACUUCGGUGGAACAACAUCUAUCUGUAUAAAAUCAUGUCGCUCGUUGCAUAUGCUUCGAGCGGCGACGAAAGUGACGAGAGCGACGAAGCACCCAUCACUGCAAGCGAAACUACCAAAAAGGAUGCACUUGCAACGUCUGAGGUAGAGAGUCGUGAAAUUGAAAACCCUGCUUCUGAGGAUGCCGGGCAGAUUUCGGACUCCAGUUCCGAUGGGGAGCAACAUAACCAUGCUACCGACAACAGCAUGCAGGAGCCUGACAUAGGUUCACUUUUGAAAGGACUGCCAGAACCAAAGAUAUAUGAGGAAGCACCUUCCACAUCAGAUAAAAGGCAGAAAGUAGAAGAUGAUCUAGAAGAGGAAGUGAAACCAAAAUUGUCCCAGAUCAAGGAUGCACCAAAGCCUCCGCCAAAGAGGGCUAAAGUGAAGAUCACCAUACCAGCACUUCAGGAUGAUUCUGAUGAGGAAGACCAAGUGAAAAAGAAGCCUAAGCUGUCUUCAAAUGUAAAAUCUGGACUCACGGCCUUACUACCUGCUCCAGUUCAUGCAGCCACCAAGGAAACCAACAGAAUCCUUCUGCCUUACAGCCUGAAAAAGUCUCAGGAAAAAAAGAAACCUGUACCACCAAAAACAGAUCAUGUGUCUCGGAAGUCAAACCCAAAAUUUCAAGGUUUGUCAGGGUAUGGAAGUGACAGUGAUAGUGACGAAGCUGGUUCAGAAUCUGCAAACUUUUUUUCACUUGGUGGUUCAGAAACAAUGCCUGCAGGACCAGCAGUACCUGAAUCACUUCCUAUGCAAAAAUUUGGUAAAUUAUCUCUGCCUCCGCCAAAGUUGGUAGCGGACAACAGUGAAACGAUUGAACCUAAAAGUGCUAGCAACACUUCUAUAAGUGACGUGACUUCUACCGUUCGUGAAGAUACAGAACAUUUAAAUAUGACGUCAUCGUUAGCACCAUCGCUUUUGUCAGGUCAGGACGAACCAUUGUCUUUUAAAUCUGGUAACUGGAACACUUUGUCAGCAGCCUAUUAUGGUCAGUAUGGUGGAUAUGGAUCUAAUUCUGAACCAUCACCAAUGGCAACAGAAAUGACAGGUCCUCAGAUGGAUUAUGUUCAGUAUGAAGCUGGCCCACAGUAUUCACAGAACUUCGAGCAGGAUGAGGAGUUUUUAAAAAUGCAAGGGAAGAAACAAAGAGGGAAAGAAGAGAUAAAUAUUGUAGAUGUGAAUGCAGAUGAUUUCAUCAGCACUGUGGACGUUCAAAAAGCUAUGUCAGAGGAGACGAAGGAAUAUGCUUCACACAGAAAGAAAGAUGGCCCAACAUCACAGCAAAAACGCAAACAUCAAAUUACAUACCUAGCUCAUCAAGCCAAGGAGACAGAACUAGAUCUGAAAAACCAGUGGUCGAUGAACAGAAUGACAAAACGACAAACUCAGGCUAAAUAUGGCUUUUGAAUUUUUUAUCAGUGCAAUGUUUGUUAUUGCUGUAUGGUAAUCACAACAUUUAAAUAUUUUCUUUUGAGAAAAUUAUUUGAUGAAGAUGGAUUAUUUGAUAUAGAUGGUUUUGAUCUAGUGCCUUCACUUGUCAUAACAGACUUAGUAUUCAGCAAGUGAAGAACCUCACCAAGCACAUUGUGACAAGGGAAGUAACUCUGCUACUCUUAACAACAACAACUACCAGGGUCCAUCAAGCCCUAUUAGGUCAUGUGGACAAAGUGGUUUGUCUGUUUUUAACUGUAAUAUUUUAGGACUAUAUCUUGAUGGGCCUGCAGAUGUUAAUACAGGCCUUAAAAUCUUAGUCAAGACUUGUCUGAAAGCAGCAUAACACUAUGAGGUCUGUCAUUUCUCACAUGUACAAACUUCUGGUCUAAUCAGUCAAACCUUUUGGACUAUGAUCACUGAAAGUGGUAGUGAUAUUCUUUGCUGUAGGUGUGAAUCCUAAUUUCAUCAGUGAACUAAUGUAAUGGUUUUGUAUUUUCAUGGUAAGCUCAUUUGAAUGAAUCCUGCACAUAUCAUAAGUCUUUAAAAGACGACAAAUGGGGAGAACAAAUAUGUACAUGAACUUAAAAAUGUCAUGUAAAAUAUAUAUGAGUUCCUCAGUCUUACACAUUACACUGCCAUUUAACAAUACAUUUUGUAUUUAUCCCAAAUACCAUGUGUGAACUUUCCUUACCAUUUUAGUAUGUAAUACAUUUGUUAUUGAAAAUACUGUUGAAUUCAGUGAGUUUGUUAAGAACCCGUUUGCAUUUUCACCUGAUCAGAUCUUCAUCACUGUAUUACUCCUACAAUUAGAUUGGAUAGUUGUCUUCUUCGUAAAUAUCACAAGGUCUUCAGUUAUUAUUGGAAAUGAUAAUAUAGCCAUGCUAGCUUUAAUGUUUAAUAUUAGGUGUCUAUACCUGACAGUAGGUACAUUUGUGUCCGUAACUUGGGAUAGAAAUAUACACUCAAGUACUUUACUCAGAGACAUUUAUCAUAUAUCUUGUCAACAGAUUGGGAAAAUAAGACACUUCAUCAGGGGUCUAACCCUUGUUUCAGUUGUCUUUGAUAUGACCAGCCACAAAAUCUAACUUGUAUUUUUGUUAACAUAUUACAACCCAGUUUAGUUGUUCGGAUUCUCCCAAUAACAAUUAAUAAUACAAUCUCUCCUCAAGUUUGACUUAAUGAAACUUCUCAUUCUUGUCUGUUUAAUAUGUAACAUAGACAGAUAGGUAUUACCUGUGUCUAACUUAACCCCCUGUAAUAACUGUGGAUCCAAUAAAGUAUUCAAUAGCAAUAUGUGUGAUGAUUUAUGGAUUAAUAUUACAUAAUAAACAUUACAUAAAUUACUGUCACAUUGAUGUGUUUAUAAAUACUUCAUCAUCACAUGGUAGCAAUUUAGUAUGACUCCCCUUGAUAUAGACAAUGUAUUAAAGCUGUGUGUUUUGGCAGGAUAUUCAAACCCAAAUACAGGAUAUGUGACUUUUGAAUAUGAUAUCAUAAAUGCAUCUCAUUACCUUAAGGACAAACUUUGCUUACUUUUUAAAUGGCUUUGAAUAUAAGAUGUCCUCACACAAAAUGGCCAAUUUCAAAGGUUUCCCUAUUGAAAUGAAAGCUUAUGUAAUAACAAGAUUGUUAGAUGUCUUUAUGUAGAUUUAUUCUAAAUGCACUUAGAUUGAGAAAAAUAGUCAUCAUCCAUGAUAAAAAAAGAUUCUAUGAAAUUGUUUAACAAUUUAGAAAUGUAUUAGAGCUGUGGAGAUUUAAAGAUUUUCAAGCUCGACAUAAAGAUAGCACUCCAUAUCUAUGUGUUAACAAGGCACAAGUAUACAUGUAUUCACUUUUAUCUGUUGAUAAUGUUAAAGAGAUCAGUAUUGUUUCCCUUACUGGAAAGAUAAUAAUCAUGAUUUGGAAACUAAAUAUUAUUUUGUACCUGCAUUCAUAUACUAUGAUAUCAAAAAAAUCAUCAUUUAAAGUAUUUUGAAAACUUCCCCUAGAAAUGAAUUUUGUAGCAGUCAAUACAGAUUUUUUGUAACAAGGAAUGUUUAAACUUCAUAUUGGAAUAUGUGUGUGUCAAGGGUAAAUGGUUUUCAUAAUCAGAAAUGAUACUGUUUAAAAUUACUGACUAAUGUUCCAAAGUUUUGCAAAGAAGAAAACAAAAACAAAAACUGUGUCAUGUGGACUUGAUUUUAUGGAUUAAUACCCUGGUAAUACUCGUGGGAUCCACUUAUAUAAACAUGUAAAAUUUCAACAGUUCAUAUUCACAAAAUCAAGAAAAAAUUGUGAAUUUAGAGUAACAGGAGAGGAGAAAUGGGGGAAAAGCAAAGGAGAACUCCAGACACACAAGACCUCAGAACUCUUAUCAGAUGUGCCUACCAAUAUCUAACCUGAUCCUAGGUGAACUCCAGACACACAAGACCUCGGAACUCUGAUCAGAUGUGCCUACCAAUAUCUAACCUGAUCCUAGGAGAACUCCAUAUACACAAGACCUCGGAACUCUGAUCAGAUGUGCCUACCAAUAUCUAACCUGGUCCUAUGCAACCCUCAAGUCAACCCUGUUUCAGCUAAAAACAUGAUAUAUUUCACCAUCUUCCCCCCCCCCCCCCCCCCCCUAUAAAUCUGUAAAAUAUUUAUUGAAUGUGAUAUGAAAUUUGAAUUCCUUUUGUUGUUUUACAUUUAAAAUUCACAAUCUGUGUAUAUUGAAAUAAACAGGGAUUUACUGCAUGGUCAACAUUUUUAUCAGUCAAGUUCAGUAAUAGCCAGGCCGAAUUGGCCACACACUUUUAUUGUUAAUUAAACUACAUAGGUUGAGUUUUUUUUAUCAUGAGUUGUACUACAUACGAUAGAAAACUCUGUCUAUUAAAUAGCCUUGACAAGAACAUAAA
This is a messenger RNA of Pecten maximus, 4377 nucleotides long. RefSeq names its product proline-rich protein PRCC-like. Gene Ontology annotation, cellular component: nucleus. The transcript has 7 exons. The coding region runs from base 62 to 1474 and encodes 470 amino acids. NCBI's taxonomy places the organism in Eukaryota, Metazoa, Mollusca, Bivalvia, Pectinida, Pectinidae. The record is from RefSeq and is a predicted model, not a curated record.